This is a messenger RNA of Plectropomus leopardus (leopard coralgrouper), 1662 nucleotides long. Lineage: Eukaryota; Metazoa; Chordata; Actinopteri; Perciformes; Serranidae. The record is from RefSeq and is a predicted model, not a curated record.
AUGAAGGCAGAGAUUUCGUCCACCAAGGUGAUUAUGAGAGUUGCAUCUUUUGAUAUCAGGAGCAAGGCUAACAGCACCAACAUGACUGUUUCCCAGAAAUCGCGGCCUAAUCUCUUCCACAUCUGUUUACUCCUGUGUGCACCUGGAGUGGUGUCAGGACAGUUCCAGCUGGAGCCACUGAAUUUAACAGUGCUACAAGAUUCUGAUGCACAAUUCAGUGCCACUGUUCAAGGAAAAUGGGACGUCAUGAGCUGGUCUGUCAGAGGAUCUCCGGUUCUCUUUUUCCCUUUCUCUGGAAACAUGACGGCAUCCUCAAAGCAGUUCUCUGCUAGAUUCUGCUCCAGCGGUGACACCAGCUGUGUGGAGUUCACCAUCCAUAACGUCACUCGCAGGGAGUCCGGGCCGGUCAUUUGCGACGUGCUGUGGGAGCAUGGAUCAAAGACAGCACAGCUUAAUGUACAAGAAAGUGGUACGGUCAGCAUCAUGGGAGGAAAUGUGACAGCAGAGCAGGAUGAGCAGGUGGAGUUCCAGUGUGUAACUUCGGCUUGGUUCCCCAUACCAAGUAUCAGUUGGACCCGUAAUGGUCAAGCUGUGGCCAGCAGCCUGUACACCACCACCAACAUGACUGAUGGGGAUACCUUCAACUCCACCAGUGUCUUGAAGUUUCAGGCAGUCAGCAACACCACAGUAGAGUGUCAAGCAACUGUGCAGACACUAACAAGUCCACAAUCCAGCUCUGUGUUCUUGGUGGUUGUUACCAAGCCUCCUGACUGGACCGUGCUGAUAGCCGUGGUUGUGUCCAUAGGAGGUUGUGCUCUGCUGGUUUUGCUCAUCAUUGGAAUUAUCUUCUGCUACAAACGCAGAAAAGAGAAACAACCCAACUACCAAGAUGAAAUGAGGAGAGUGAGGACACAGAGCCAAAUAAGUAGUGUCAGUGCAGCUGGACUGACACAGGGUCAGGUGAACGCGGGAUAUAUGCCAGAGGGUCAAACAAGUGUCACUCCCAGUGAACUCAAUGAGAGUUACCCUUCCCAGGCAAAUGGCACCAAGGUUUCUGAGAUGCCUGAUGUUGUGAACAGUAACCGAGCAGGAGACGACUACAACAGUGCCUACCACACUGUGGAUGAAUCAGGCCUCAGGAAGCACAGACAUGUCACCAUUGUGUAAUGACAGAUAAUGACAGGCCCUUUUUUACUGUCACUUUGGGCUGCCGAGUCAAACCAUGCUGUGCCAAUUUGCAUUUCCUUCUUCAGCUUUAAAAUGCCAAACCAUGCUGGGCUGUGCCAGGGAUUAACCCUUUCUGGAGUAGGGCCUGAGGGGUGCCUGACCACCUCCAAGCAGGUAGCAGUGACGUAGUGUGGACUGAUGCCAACCCUUGGCAACCCCCCUUCUCCCCCUGAACCAAGCGGUGAGACUCCUCUCCCCUCUGUGCAAGUGAGAAGAGAGAAAGAAGUUUUUGAAAGUCUCUGUGUGUCCAGCUCUCAGUACUUCUGUAGCUUCUAAUUGAAUCUGAAGUCAAUCAGUCAAUCAGAGGUAGUUUAGCUACUGUAGAUCUCUGCUUUAUUUAACUGUCUCGUUGGCUUUCAGCUGUAUUUACUGCUGAUGAAAACCCAGUGUUUCCUUAUUUUGCUCCUUUACAAUAAAAGCUUUUACACAACAAAA